CGCCUAGUCUAGGGUUGAUCCUAACAAAAAAAAUCUAGUCUAGGGUUUAGACUGUCCGUCGAGCGUCGAGAGCCGUCUGCCCGCGAGCGUGGGUGUGAAGUAUGUCGACAGGGAUCGCCGGGGGGCCGCCGCCGACGGAAAGAGCAUCCUGGUGGACGUGUUUGGUACUCACCGCCGAGUCUCUCUUGAUGACUCCAGUCUUUGAAACAAUGAGGAAUUGUUUCGGCAAUGUGCAGGCAUCCUUCUCAAGAACAAUGGUGAUUUUUUUUUAGGCUUGGAACACAAGAACAAAAAAUACAAUAGAUUUCCAUUUGCUUUCACCUGGCGGUGAGGAUGAUGCUAGCAAUGAGCAGCAAGAUUCGGCAGCUACUAUUGCUGCUAUUGAUGGCAAAGAGCGAUCGACGUGGCAAGCGGUUGAUGGCAAUGCCGAGGAUGAUGACAUUAAGCAACUACUACCAAUGUCGCCACCUAAUGAAACCAGUGAUGAUGUGGUUGACUUUGAGAAAGUCAUAUGUUUUUGUCGACCUGGACCAUCGGUGGAGCUAUUGGCUGUGUAUGCAUACUUCCCCUUUGUUGGGAAAAUCGUUGUCUCUGACGAGAAUGGUGGUCAGUUUGUCUACCACCAAGAAGGAGAAAAUCCCAAACUUGACUCUGAGAAAAAUUUGGUGCUCACAGGGCCAUUCGAAACUAUCUCAGGAUUCGGUUUUAGUCGCAUGACAAUUGAAAUCCCUGAGAUAAGCAGACGUGGUGUUAUUGACACUGCUACUCUAGUUUUUGGAGAUUACCCAUGUGUGGAUGUCAAGCAUGAAGAUGCUCUUAUCACAACAAAGUAUGGCCGCCGCCUUGUUGUGUCAUAUGUGUUGAUGGAGGAAGGCUUGGGGGUCCAUGUGCAGGUCAGCCUCCGCCUCUUUGGUGACGAUACAUUUCAGACCAUCAACGUGCAUGGUCAAAUCACUGCGCAUAACCGGGUCUUCGAGGAUGAUUGUGUGUUGCUCUUCUUCUGUGAGGAGGAGGAGAAGGUGCAGCUCACCCCCUCUGCUGGCAAUGGUAGUGUGAUCCUAAAGCCAAUGCAGCGGUUCAUUGUUACGGUGCCAAUCAAUCCACAGCCAUUUCUUACAAUUAAGGUACGGUUGAAUGUGACAACUCCAAGCAACGAGGGGGUUCCCAUUCCCUUUGAAGGUGAUGUUGAGUUCCCUCUUGACAGGGACCAUAGAAUUCGGACAAUCAGCACAAACAACGGUGAGGUGAAAGUCAGUAUCACGUACAAUUGAAGAAACCUGGUGAAUUGCAAGCAUGAAGCAAAGAAGUAUUAGUACGAGGUCUUCCGGUUAUACUGCUAGCAAUAAGAGUCAAAACUUGUCCUUUGCAUAGCUCUUGUUUACUCAAGUCGUUGUCACAAUAUGAAAAUUUUAAUACCAGUAAUUUGUUUGCAACUCA
Triticum dicoccoides is the source of this 1437-nucleotide messenger RNA. RefSeq lists its product as uncharacterized. Lineage: Eukaryota; Viridiplantae; Streptophyta; Magnoliopsida; Poales; Poaceae. The coding region runs from base 459 to 1271 and encodes 270 amino acids. The record is from RefSeq and is a predicted model, not a curated record. The transcript is spliced from 4 exons.